AUGGUCUUGCCGUGCGAUGCCAAACAUUUACCGCAUAUUCUAAUUUUAAUAGUUAAAGCUGUUAAAAGAAGCACAAGUGGGUACGAGGUGUGGGGAGGAGACUCUGCUGGAAGUGUCCACCCGUUCUGGUCACUGCCGUUUGCUCUAAUUUUAAUACUCGUACCCAUGCAUCCCUACAGGGCUGGUUUAGGCGCUUCCAAGUCUGAACCGUACGUGGUCAGGGGCGGCAACGAAGCGGAAGACGAUGAUAGUGGUGCUCCAGAAUUCCUGAGCGAUGUUAACGGGGCAGAGUUUGACGACCUCGAACCGUCAGCGUACAAAUUCCCACGGGAGAGAACGAUUGUGUCCCUGCAGAGCUCCAAUCUCAGCAGUGCUGCGGUUCCCGAGGGUAAAACCAGUUUUAGCAGUGAGGACAUAGCAGGUGGAUUGCGGGGACGUACCAGCCACGAGCAGUCGCCUGAUGCGGGUCCACAGGAAAGGCCAUACUUGGAGUCACAGUCCUCUGGGUCCGCCGCUCAAUUAUCAAGGAAUAGAAGAGACAGGACCAAAACGAAAUCUGUGGAUCUCUCACACCUGUAUCUGUGCAACAAUAGUUGUGACACACAGCUGACCUCCACCAACGAGGCUGUGGCAGAUAUAUCCCAUCAAUUGAUUACACAGUACUUGGGGGAAGCAAACACCUCAUCGUUGGUCCCGCGACUGAAGACGAUAGAGAUGUACAGGGAAAACGUGAAGAAGUCAAAGGACCCGAUGAUCCUGUUUGAGUUUGCACAGUACAUGCUGCAGACAGCAUUGACGAUGGGCUCAUUUGACACCGAUGAUGAGAAGAAUUCGGAGGAAGCAGGGUUGAAGAAGCAGUUUUUGAAAGAGGCACAACACUACUUGAAGAAGUUGAGUUUGAAGGGUUAUUCGGAUGCCCAGUACUUACUUGCGGACGUUUACGCAUCAGGAGUAUUGGGGAAAGUCAAUCACAAGGAAUCUUUCAAACUUUUCCAAGCUGCUGCAAAGCACGGUCACAUAGAAAGCGCUUAUAGAACUUCACAUUGCUAUGAGGAAGGUAUUGGUACGAUAAGAGACGCCAGAAAGGCGCUCAACUUUUUGAAAUUUGCUGCAUCGAGAAACCACCCAUCCGCUAUGUUUAAGCUGGGGUUGUAUUCAUUUUACGGCAGGAUGGGGCUCUCUGAAGACGUAAUGACGAAACAGAACGGUAUCAAAUGGUUAUCGAGAGCAGCCGCCAGAGCAAACGAUCUAACUAACGCAGCACCGUUUGAGUUAGCCAAGAUUUACGAAGCAGGGUUUAUUGAUAUUGUCAUCCCAGACCAAAAGUACGCCAUGGAGUUGUACAUCCAGGCGGCUACCCUCGGUAACGUCGAUUCGAUGACCAUUCUGGGCCAAACGUACGAGACUGGGAACUCUGUCGUUCCUCAAGACGUUGGGCUCUCUAUCCAUUACUAUACACAAGCUGCAUUGAAGGGUGACCCUGUUGCUAUGUUGGGGUUAUGCGCGUGGUACCUUCUAGGUGCAGAGCCUGUCCUUGAAAAGGAUAUAUUUGAGGCCUUUCAAUGGGCUCAGAAGGCCGCCAUCAUUGGCUAUCCGAAGGCGCAGUUCACACUAGGUUAUUUCUACGAGAAUGGGAAAGGAUGUGAACCUGACAGUGGCAUGUCCAGGAAAUGGUAUGAGAAGGCGGCCAUGAAUAACUAUGAAAGAGCAAAGGAUAAACUUAACUCGUUGCGGUUUGCAGAAAAUCCAGAUACAGCAUCAGGUGAUCAAGAGAACACUACUAUCAAGAAACACAACAAGAACAGGUUUAGUGUGACCACGCUAAAUCUGUUCGGUAAGAACAAGUUUGAAACCCUUGAAGACAAUUCCAACUACGAAACGGGUGAAUCGCAGAAUACGCAUGCAGCGUUUGAGGAUUCGGCUGGCUAUGACACUUCACACGAGUCCCCACAUCAUUCUCGAUCGUCAAUAAAUCACAUGUCGUCUGGCGCUGAAGACUCAUUGGGUAGUGAUGAACCAGAUUCGGUGGUUGAACGUCCUAUGGAUGCAAGCAACACUGGGGGAUCUGUCCCACAAGUCUCCCAAUCGUCCCCCAAACUGGCUGAUAAAGACGACUAUAUAAUUGGUGCUGCCACAGGAACAAGUGUCACAAAUGCCCCCGGACCAUCUCGAGCACCCACCAAUUCGUUUAAGUUCUCCAGUUCAGCAGAUCCUCCUGAUUAUUUGAAACAGAGAAAAGUCAAGACCAAACGGAAAGACGGACCAGCUAAAGCAGGAGGGAAGACAAAGAAAAACUGUGUCAUUAUGUAA
Molecule: messenger RNA, 2310 nt
Organism: Huiozyma naganishii CBS 8797
Lineage: Eukaryota; Fungi; Ascomycota; Saccharomycetes; Saccharomycetales; Saccharomycetaceae
Gene: SKT5
Product: Skt5p
Exons: 1
Coding region: 1-2310 (769 amino acids)
Molecular function (GO): protein binding
Source: RefSeq, a predicted model, not a curated record